AUUCCAGUCUGAGAGAAGUGCGUAUGCUGGGCCUGUCCCUUGAGAGGGGUGCCCAAGAAAAGACCGAGGGUCAAAGCUACAGCUAACCCUGGAGCUGCGACAGCAGGUCUUGGAAAUUUCCAUAUCACAACAUCCAAUUUUCAUUCUCCUUUUCCUUCUGAUUAUGGUGAAUAUAAAGCUCAAAUUCUGCAGUGUUACUCAUUGUGACUUUGAAACUGUGGCAAAUCUCCCGAGUGGUGUUAAGAUUGAUGGCCUGAAGAAGCAUGGCGUACUUUUGGAAAAUGCCUUUGACGCAAGAUGAGUUACAAGAAGGACAAUCUGAGGACCAAGCGUCUUACUCUAUGUAUCAUUUUAAUCCUGAUAGCCAGGUCAGUCUAGGACUUGACCAAAUAGUUGGUGAAGGCAGCAGUGAAAUACCCUUUUAUGGUCCAGCAUAUUCACACGACCCCAAAGAAAAUGAGUUUUUCUUGGAUGCAGCAGAAGAACAUUUAUACAGAAUAAAUCCACCUCAAAUUCCUCAUAGGGAUCUUUACUUUGGAAGCCCCACCUCUCACUGGCAGCAAGUCAGGGUGCCACCAACAAUUGGCUUCAGACCUUCUUUGCUAUCCGGAUGUAGUGACCUCUCUGAGAAUUCCUACCCUACAUACCCCAUUGGAACACUUUAUGACUAUGGUCCAUAUGGAAGAAAUAACUUGAGUCCAACUGCGGAUGAAUUUGGGUCAGAUGUGGAGAAAGAGAAUAAAAAUCUGAAUGUCUGUAUAGGCUUUGAACAUAUAGACUAUCAAUAUCCCGUUUUCUCAGACAACAAUGCAAGCGGACAAGGAAUGCAAGAUAAAAGGAGAAAUGACAGUAAAUCUUUCCUUGUGAGCACUGGGGAAACAUACUUAACAAACCCUCCUAGAGAAUUGACCACAGGACCUGUCUGGCCCAGCAUCUCUGCAAACAGCUCUGCAGACAGCACAGAGCUUGCAGGUUGGUCUAUCCAGCUGGUUGAAGCAGAUCAAGGGAGUAAUGAAAGUAUUGCCUCCUUUUGCAAUGGAGUGCAGAAAAUCAGAGAUGCAUAUCCUGCUUUUGAUUUGACGACAAAUACUGGGAAGAUUUGGAGUGUCACAACAACAUUAUCAGAUGAGAUCCUUUGUAAAUCAAAAUUCAAAGUUAGCAUUUUGACAAACUGUUCAUCUCCUCCACUGCAUCUUACACCAUGUGCUAGCUGUAUUGUCCGUAACUUCGUUGUAGAGAUUCUCCAUUGCACAAAUCAAUAUCCAGCCCAAGAAGAGUGUUUUCUAAGUGUUUAUGGGUCUGAUGAAUUUUUGCAGAAUGAUUAUGCUUUGGGCAGUCAUGAGAGUCUUCGCAAGGCAACCACCUCCAUUCAACUUCGUCUACAGAAAGGCACCAGCUAUCAGCAAAGUUUGGCUAGAACGCUUGAAGAUGACCAAAGUCAGUUUAAUGUGAACCAGCUGCUACAAUAUACAUAUAUUUGGAAGGUGUCCAGGAAGAACCUUGUUACAUUUAUUAUGAAAUAUGGAGGUCAAGUGGAAUAUCUAUUGCAAAAUGAGCAUAAAGUGGAUAAAGUGAUUGAAGAAGCUAAAGCAAUCUGCAGCGUUCUCUGUUCUGUGGAAACCAGGGCUAUUACUGAUGCAGUCAAGAAACUCCAUUCAGUGCCACUGGGGAAAACACAGAAUUCACUUCAAAACGUAGAAACUCCAGUCAAAGUCUUGAUAGAGAAUGCUGUGACAGAGCUGUCUGCAGCCAUCUCCCAUCUCAUCCAUGUUUUCAGCAGCAGCUUUCACACAGAUUUUCAGCCUGCAAAAAUACUUAGAAGCCCUUCAUGUGCAGAUGUCGACCUAGAUCCCCACUUUAGCUUCACUGUUUAUGCAGCCCACAACAUCCCAACAGCCUGGCUGAAAAGCUACAAACUCUUCUCUUUUUCCUGUUCUUUAACUUAUGCUGGGAAGAAAAUAUGUCAAGUGAAGAACUGCAAAAAUAUACCAGUUAAAAAGUCUUUUUUUUUCCUGGCAAACUGGAAUGAGAAAAUCAACUUUCCUCUACAAAUAAAAUCUCUUCCUAAUGAAACAAUAUUGAUAAUAAAACUAUUUGGCGUAAACUGUGUGUCUAAAAAUACGGAAAUACUGGCUUGGACAUGUUUCCCCUUGUAUCAAAAACAAAAGUUCAUUCAUGGAACCGUGCUGCUUAGUAUGGCAUUGUACAGUGAGCCUCCAACAACCAUGAUAGCUCCAGGCAUUUGUGACACUAGUCUGCCAGCGCUAGUAACACUGCAGGUUGACUUUCCAGAAACUAAUUUGGAGUUUAUUAAACCUGAGCCUGAAGAGAAAAGAGAUGACCUUGAAGAGCCAGCUAAAGAGUGCUUGAAGCAUGUAGCAAGACUUUCACAGAAACAGUCUCUCUUGCUGUUGUUGGAGCAAGAGAGAAGAUUUUUAUGGUUUUAUCGUUCCUACUGCAAUAAUGAAAACUGUUCCCUUUCUUUGGUACUGGGCAGUGCCCCCAGUUGGGAUCGAAAGAGCAUAUCAGAAAUGUACACGGUGUUGAGGGAAUGGAGCUUUUCUAACCCUUUGGAGGCACUUGGGCUUCUAACUUUCAGUUUUCCAGAUCAAGACAUUCGCAGAACUGCAGUCCAACAAAUGGAAAAUCUGUCAAAUGAUGAAUUGUUAGAAUACCUCCCACAGCUGGUUCAGGUGAUCAAGUUUGAGUGGAGUCUUGAAAGCCCUCUUGUGAAACUUCUGCUAUGCCGCUCUCUGCAGAGCAUCCAAGUAACUCAUCAACUUUACUGGCUGUUAAAGGAUGCACAGAAUGAAGCUCAUUUCAAAAGCUGGUAUCAGAAACUACUAGCUGCUGUCCAAUUCUGCGCAGGAAAAACCUUAAAUGAUGAGUUUUCUAAGGAGAGGAAACUUAUCAAAAUUCUGGGAGAUGUUGCUGAAAAAGUGAAGGCUGCCAGCGACCCCAAAAAACAGGAGGUGCUAAAGAUGGAAAUCAACAAAUUUAAGCAGUUCUUCCAGGAGGUAAAUGUUUGCCGGCUUCCCCUGAAUCCUGCACUUGUUGUACAAGGCAUAGAUGCAGAUGCAUGUUCAUAUUUCACAUCCAAUGCUUUUCCAUUGAAAAUCUCCUUCAUCAAUACAGAGACACUGAGUAGAAACAUCAAUGUUAUUUUUAAGGUGGGAGAUGAUCUACGUCAGGAUAUGCUGGUUCUGCAGAUUAUUCGUGUGAUGGACAGAAUUUGGCUUCAGGAGGGGCUUGAUAUGCAAAUGAUCAUUUAUAAGUGUUUAUCUACAGGAAAAGGCCAAGGACUAGUGCAGAUGGUGUCAGAUGCUACAACUCUAGCCAAGAUCCACAGGGAGUCUGGAUUGAUAGGACCAUUGAAGGAAAACACAAUUAAAAAAUGGUUCAGUCAUCAUCAUCCUGUGGAAUCAAGUUACCAAGAGGCAAUAAAGAAUUUCUUUCAUUCCUGUGCUGGCUGGUGCGUUGUUACCUUCAUUCUGGGAGUCUGUGACCGACACAAUGACAACAUCAUGCUGACAAACACUGGCCACAUGUUCCAUAUAGAUUUUGGAAAGAUUUUAGGUCAUGCACAAAAAUUUGGAAGCAUAAAAAGGGACCGAGCACCUUUUAUCUUCACUUCAGAGAUGGAGUAUUUCAUCACAGAAGGUGGAAAAACCCCGCAGCGCUUCCAAGAGUUUGUGGAACUUUGCUGUCGAGCUUAUAAUAUAGUCAGGAAACACAGCCAAUUGCUCUUGAACCUGCUGGAGAUGAUGCUGCAUGCAGGGUUGCCUGAGCUGAACAGCGUCCAGGAUUUGAAGUAUGUGUAUGAUAACCUUCGUCCACAGGACUCAGACCUCCAAGCCACGAGCCACUUUACCAGGAAAAUAAAGGAAAGUUUAGAGUGCUUCCCUGUCAAACUCAAUAACCUGAUCCAUACGCUCGCACAAAUGUUAGCCACGGGCUUUGCCAAGUCUACAGCUUCACAGAGUGUUCCUCGGGAAUCCAACAUGCUGGAUGCAGAGAGGUCAAUUGCCCGAGCAACCAUUUUAGGGUUCAGCAAAAAGCCUGACUCUCUAUAUUUAGUCCAGGUGGUGCAAACCUGCCAGGUGGUGACCUUUGUGGAAAAAUCAUUCGAACAAUUUUCAAAACUUCACAGCCAUCUACAGAAGCAAUUUCCAUCACAUACCCUCCCAGAGUUUCCGCACUGGUGGCAUUUACCUUUUACAGAUCUUGAACACAAAAGAAUGAAAGACUUAAAUCUCUAUGUGAAGCAGUUAUUGAAUGGAUCCAGCAACCUGUCUAAUAAUGAGCAUGUCCUCAGCUUUUUCCUCGAUGGGUCCAAAACCGACUGGCCGGAAGAAUCUGUACUUGUUAGCCUAGGUCCUAAAUCUACUGAACAGAAACCUGGAGUGCAGUUAGUCAUAUCUUAUGAGAGCACCCACCUGACAAUAUUGUUGAAACAUAUGAGGAAUAUUCAUCUCCCAGAUGGCUCUGCCCCAACUGCACAUGCUGAAUUUUAUCUUUUACCAGAUCCUGAUGAAGUCAGCAGAAGGAAAACGAAAGCAGUUCCAAAAAGCACUGACCCUACUUAUAAUGAAAUUGUAGUAUAUGACGCAGUCACCGAGCUCCAAGGACGUGUGUUACAGCUUAUUGUGAAAAGCAAAGGAACAUUUGUGGGAGCUAUCAACAUUCAACUGAACAGUGUCCCAUUAAAUGAAGAAAAGUGGUACCCACUGGGGAACAGUAUAAUUUGAACAUUGCCUUAGAUCAGUGAAAUAAAUAUUCUUUAAUUAAUAUUUCUUUUUCCCUUUUCUCAUGGGCCAUUUUGGCACAUUAGCCAAAAUAUUUGCCUUUGGGAAUAUAACAUGCAGUAAACCGCUAACCGUAUAUACAUUGAACUACUAAUCACAAGGAAAUUAUCUCUUUUUCAUGAUCCAUUGCCAUUUAGCUAUCUUCAUAGGAUUACUACCUUUACGUGCAACAAGUUCCCAUUAGCCUGGGUGUAAAAAGGCUUGCAGCCUGUAAUUUCAGUUAUCUUGGAUAAAAUUUCUUAUGGCAACAAGCAAGAUUUUUGUUCCUGCUGAUCACUGUUAUUUGUAUACGGCUACAUACAUGUUUUAUGUAUCCCUAAACCUGUGAUGCUGGAGCCUUAUCCAAAGCCCAUUUAAGUCAAUGGUACUUUCCCAAUGACUUUAGUGGACUUUGGAUCAGACCAAUAAUGUGCUUAUUGGGCUGAAUUCACUCUACUUGAUGUCUGUGUAGUUAUAUCAGUUUUAAAUAUGGCCCAAUUAGUAUGAUCGCACAUUCACCUGAGAGAUAGCCAGUUUGUAUUUACACAUUUCACAUUUAAUUCUUGCUCAUUUCACAUUUAAAAUGUAAUUAUAUGUGCAGAAUUUAAAAUCUGAACAUUUAAAAGAAUUUAAAACUGUACUGUACUUUAGUUAUAGUGCAUACCAUAUAUUUUUAAGUUUUUAACUUGCUGAUGUAACAUGUGACUUUGUAACUUUAAGAUCUGGGGCAAGAUGUUUCAUCUCACUGCGUUUAUUCUGGAAAAAUAUUU
Messenger RNA from Malaclemys terrapin pileata, 5554 nucleotides. RefSeq names its product phosphatidylinositol-4-phosphate 3-kinase catalytic subunit type 2 gamma (gene PIK3C2G). Gene Ontology annotation, cellular component: plasma membrane; phosphatidylinositol 3-kinase complex; cytoplasm. Bases 264 to 4748 code for a protein of 1494 amino acids. Gene Ontology annotation, biological process: phosphatidylinositol 3-kinase/protein kinase B signal transduction; cell migration; phosphatidylinositol-mediated signaling. Gene Ontology annotation, molecular function: 1-phosphatidylinositol-4-phosphate 3-kinase activity; 1-phosphatidylinositol-3-kinase activity; phosphatidylinositol binding. Lineage: Eukaryota; Metazoa; Chordata; Testudines; Emydidae. The transcript has 33 exons. The record is from RefSeq and is a predicted model, not a curated record.